AUGGCAAGAUACGCAACUCGCGUUGAUGAAAGAAACCAACGAUUGAAUUCAAUAAAUGAUUCAGGGAGGCAAUCAAGAUCCAUUCAGCGAGGGCCAUUUAGACGCGAAUCUAGUAGAGAUCGAAUGCAAGAUACCCUCUCUUCAUUUUAUAGAGAUCGAUUCGGAAGUCAUUCACCUGAAGAAUAUUUGAAUCUUCGAUUCUCUCAUUUUGAUGCAAAGUUAUCAAAGGAGGAUAUAAAAGAUAUAUUAGAACGCGAAUUUCAUCGAUUUGCACCAUUUGAGGCAAUUUUCAAAUUAUUUGGCAAUUUUUUCAGAUAUAUUUUUAAAAUCAUGCACAUUUCUUUUCGCAAUAUCUGCUAUUUUUUUUUAUUUCUUAGCAUGUUCGCAAAGAUUAUUAAAAUUGUACGUAAUCCUGGUGAUGACCAGCGUUUAGCAUAUGUAAAUUUUGAACGACCGGAUGCUGCUAGAACUAUUCGGCAUACAAUGUUACUUAGACUGCAAAAAUUAUUGGGAAAACGUUUACACCUAGAUCCGGCUGGUAUAAUUCGAGAUCAAGAGGGGAAAUAUAUUCCUGAUCGAUAUAAUCGAGCUUUGCAAGCCGAGCGGGAACGCGAGCGGAAAGAUCCAUUGCGGAGAAAAUCACCCAGUCGCUCUCGGAGAGAUGGUGAGGGAACAUGGAAGCUGAAAGAAGAUGAUACGGAUGCCACACGAACACUUUUUGUGGGCAACAUGCCAGCAGACAUUAGGGAAUCGGAAAUUCGUCGUGUUUUUGAAAAAUAUGGCAAAAUUGAAGAUGUCGAUAUAAAAAAUCCGCCUGAAACUAAUGCGGCAUACGCUUUCGUGUUAUUCCAGGUUUUAAAAGUAUAUUUACAGACAGUAGAAGAAGCAAUGAGCGCUAAAAAUCAUGAGCAUGAUCGUCCUAUACGCCAAGGUUCUUCUAGAUGCAAAAUUGGUUAUGGAAAAUCGCAACCAUCAAAUCGUUUAUGGAUUGGUGGACUUGGUCCAUGGACAUCGGCGGAAUACCUGGCAAAGGUAUAUAUUUAG
This is a messenger RNA of Dracunculus medinensis (Guinea worm), 1044 nucleotides long. Lineage: Eukaryota; Metazoa; Nematoda; Chromadorea; Rhabditida; Dracunculidae. The record is from the annotation of a GenBank genome assembly.